Molecule: messenger RNA, 507 nt
Organism: Gigantopelta aegis
Lineage: Eukaryota; Metazoa; Mollusca; Gastropoda; Neomphalida; Peltospiridae
Exons: 3
Coding region: 92-502 (136 amino acids)
Source: RefSeq, a predicted model, not a curated record
UGUGUCCAUUGUGAGGCGGUGACUGGACUAUCAGGAUUAUCAGCGGGCUGUUAAUUUGACGCAGGACUUCAGAGGUGGUGUGGUUUUAACUAUGAUCUCCAAUAUAUUCACAAUACAAGCGGUACUGCUUCUCAUUUAUAUAAUUCACAACCACAUCGUUUCAGGUGCUCGAUGCUUAGCUUGUUCUCGCCUGGACAAGAAAUGUGUCAUAGAAUAUCAACUUCCGUUUAUGAUCGGCAGCAACGUGUGUGAAAAGGUCCGGUCAGAUUCCACAACCGAACUGGAACUCUGCAAACGACACCCAGAAGGCUACCAUCUGCAAUGCGAGCUCAACAAUCUGUCAGAAAUCAACUGUAAACUGCCAUGUACGUCGCUGAAGCAAGUCGGGACCGGCAGACGAACAGGAAACGGAAGUGAGUCAGUGACGUCAUUCAGUUGGCCGACAGUGACUAUGUUGGGAGUGAUGAUUGUGAUCCAGUUAUCCGGAAUUACAUGUAUCUGACGUCA